AUGUCUCUCCGCACAUUAACAAGGACGCCGCUGAGCAGCGUCUCACGGAUAAGCACGAUAAAUACCAUGCCAUUGCGCGCCAAGGUCACAAAUCCCGCCUGGAUGAGCGGGUCGAGAAAGUAUGCCACACCCACCGCAGACCUCCUGAAAGCGCAGCAAGACGACGACCCCGACGAUGUCAUCUUCACCAACAACUACGGCGUCCGCAGCAUCGAGCUCAACCGACCGAAGAAGCUGAACUCGCUCAAUGGCUCCAUGGCCCGCAAGAUCAUACCGAGGUUGCAGGAAUGGGCAAAGUCAGAACUGGCAGGUGUCGUCAUCAUCAAGGGCAACGGUCGCGCCUUCUGCGCCGGAGGAGAUGUCGCAGCACUGGCAAAGUGGAAUAAGGAAGGGCCCCAGGGACAGCAAAGCAGUUCAGACUACUUUGGGCUGGAAUACAAGCUGGAUCACCUCAUCGCAACCUACUCGAAACCCUACGUCGCUUUCAUGGACGGUAUCACAAUGGGUGGUGGUGUUGGACUUUCGAUACACGCUCCCUUCCGAAUCGCAACCGAGAACACCCUCUUCGCUAUGCCCGAGACGACCAUCGGCUUCUUCCCAGACGUUGGCGCGUCCUUUUUCCUGCCUCGCAUGGAAGGCGCUCUCGGCACCUACCUCGCCCUUACAUCCGAACAACUCAAGGGCGUCGAUGCCUUCUACCACGGCAUCGCGACCCACUACAUCCACUCCUCCACGCUCCAGCAACUCGAGGCGCGUCUUGCCGAACUACAAUUCCCCGACUACAUGAAGCUCGACGAGCGCUUCAAGAUCAUCAACUCUACAAUCGAGGAGUUCAGCACUGGACUACCCGCCGAGCGACCGCACAUCUCCGGUGAACUUCGCAAGGUUAUCGACACCGUCUUCCACGAGGACAUGCCUAGCAUCCAGAACAUUUUGGCAUCGCUUGAGGACGUCAAGAAGGGGCACAAAGAUUCAGAGAUCCAGACAUGGGCCGACAAGACUAUCCAGACCAUCCACAGCCGGUCACCCACCUCCGUCGCCGUAGCCCUCCGUCAGAUGCGCGUCGGCCGCCAAUGGUCCAUGGCGCAAACCUUCCAAAAGGAAUACGACAUCGCCUCUCGCUUCAUGGCCCACCCCGAUUUUGUCGAGGGCGUAACCGCGCGCCUUGUAGAGCGCAAGAAGGAGCGACCAAACUGGAAACCCAACACCCUCGAUGACGUCAAGAACCGCGACGUUGAUGCUUUCUUCCGAGACAGUAGCGAAGGACCAUUACCUCUGAUUAGCGACAAGGACUACCGAGAGUACCCGCACGCGUGGAUCGGGCUACCCCGCGAGUCAGAGAUUUUGAGAGAAGCUGGUGGUAACAAGAGGGAGGAUGUUGUUGCUAAGCUUUUGGAGAAGUAUGAGGGCAAGCAGGGAGUCCGGGAAAAGAUUGCGGAAGUACUGGAGAGAUAUGAAUAG
Alternaria ethzedia is the source of this 1461-nucleotide messenger RNA. RefSeq lists its product as uncharacterized. Lineage: Eukaryota; Fungi; Ascomycota; Dothideomycetes; Pleosporales; Pleosporaceae. Gene Ontology annotation, cellular component: mitochondrion. Bases 1 to 1461 code for a protein of 486 amino acids. Gene Ontology annotation, biological process: L-valine catabolic process. The record is from RefSeq and is a predicted model, not a curated record. The transcript has 2 exons. Gene Ontology annotation, molecular function: 3-hydroxyisobutyryl-CoA hydrolase activity.